Molecule: messenger RNA, 1438 nt
Organism: Triticum dicoccoides
Lineage: Eukaryota; Viridiplantae; Streptophyta; Magnoliopsida; Poales; Poaceae
Exons: 4
Coding region: 11-898 (295 amino acids)
Biological process (GO): lipid metabolic process
Source: RefSeq, a predicted model, not a curated record
UGGUACUUCGAUGAACGAUCUGCUUAAUUCCUCCCGCCACCGCACGCCCAGAAUGGGAGCCAAGGGGGUGGCAUCGUCAGCGGCGGGGACGGCGGCGCUGGUCUAUGUCGUGCUCUCCGGACGACUGUCCCCCGACGGAGCGGAGGAGGCGCCAAGGAGGCGGAACGGGCGGAGGGACGUUGGCGGGGAAAGCGAGGCGAGGUGGCCGGAGAGCGCGCCGGCGAGCUGGAGGGAAGCCGCGGCCGUGGCGGCGAGGACGGUGAGGUUGGCGUACGGCGAGACGCUGGGGAAGUGGCCGUUCGGGGACAUCGCCUUCGGGAUCAGCCACUACAUGCGUCUCCAGGUGGUUGCAGCGCUCCCUAGCACCGAAAACCACGCAUAUUCCAAAAAAGGAUUCUCGUAUGCCCGAGAGAUUGCGGAUGGCAAUCUGCAGCACGAGUAUACAAGUGGCAAUUGUGUGCCCUUGGAAGGUCCUGGAGUAAGGCAGGAGCUGAUUGCACUUCUCAGAUACCUGAGACUCUGCAUGUUCUUCUCAAAGGAGCAUUAUGAAGUGUUCCUAGAGUUUGGUGGAUAUGAGCAGAAUGAUAUUCUUAUAAGGAAGUCCAAGGCAAAGCUUAUGAAGCCUACGUUCACGGUUGUUCGCGACGAAAGUACCAGAUGCUUCCUCCUUUUUAUCCAGGGAGCUAUCAGUGUUAAGGAUCGCCUGACAGCAGCAACUGCGGCAGAGGUUCCGUUUCAUCAUGUUGUGUCACAAGAAGGCCGUGGAUCAUGUAUAGUUGUUGGGCAUGCACAUUGUGGAAUGGUUGCAGCAGCUCGCUGGGUUGCGGAUCAGGCCAUUCCCUGCCUUAGUAGAGCAGUCGAGCGAUUUCCAGACUACAAAAUUAAGGUAAGUAACUAAAUAUUUUCUGAACUUCCGAAAAUGUGAUUUCCAUUUGAAUGCUUUUCAAAACUAGAGUUGUAGAAGACCUUACUGAGUCAACUUUCUUAAUGGUAUUUUUGGUAUUUCUCUUGGUAGUACGAGUCAACUUCACAUUAAAGUAGCACAUAUUUGAAACUAAAAGGCAGUGGCAGAUCUAGGGGUGGGGUGGUGGGGGCCAUGGCCCCCACAAACAAUUUGCAGAACAUUGUUUACUAGUGCAUUCAUAUGUAUAUUCAAUACUUUAUUAACUAUUUGUAAUGUGUUUUGACAAAAUAAACUGCUACCCUUUGUAAUGUUGCCCCCACAUUGGUCAAAUUCUAGAUCCACCAUUGCUAAAAGGUAAUGCAGAUUACAUAAGGACUCCUCGAGAUAAACUCUCACAAAAAAACAUUGCUGCAUCAAGAUUUUUGCUAACUAAAAUAAUAUUAUCAUUGUUUCAUUUUAGAUCAUUGGGCAUUCCAUGGGUGCUGCUAUUGCAGCUAUUUUAACAUGUAUACUACGUGAGAACAAGAAGUUAUC